This is a messenger RNA of Sander lucioperca (pikeperch), 2723 nucleotides long. It is a transcript of the gene zcchc8, whose product is annotated as zinc finger, CCHC domain containing 8. Bases 62 to 2329 code for a protein of 755 amino acids. Gene Ontology annotation, cellular component: catalytic step 2 spliceosome. NCBI's taxonomy places the organism in Eukaryota, Metazoa, Chordata, Actinopteri, Perciformes, Percidae. The record is from RefSeq and is a predicted model, not a curated record. Gene Ontology annotation, molecular function: RNA binding; zinc ion binding. The transcript is spliced from 14 exons.
GUGACAUAAGGAGGACCAAUGAAUUCGAAGGAUAGUUGCUUUCGUUAGUAGCUGGGUAAAAAUGGCUGAAGUUGAUUUCGGCGAUUGUGAGCUCUUUCAGCUGCUUGAUGACUCCGCACCGGUCCCGACGCAUAUUCGCUUCACAGAUGAUGAGGAGGACAAGGAGGAGACGAGCCAGCUCCGGAGCAGACUGGAGGAGUAUGAUGACUACGUUCAGAGACUCACCGAGGAGAAUAAAGGUUUAAGAAGAAAACUGAAAAUCCUGACACGACCAAGCGGCAUCACAAUCGAAGAUGUCAACAUCGACGGGCCAGCUCUUCAAAUCCUUUAUGCAAACAAUAUUAUUUCAAAGCAGUGUCGUCAAGAAAUUGAAGAUUGCAUCUGCAAUGUGAUUUUGAAGCACCAGAAACCAAGCAAUGAAAAGAAAAACUCCAUCUUGCAAAUGAAACCUCAGAAUUCAGCUUUUGCUUUGGAUGAAGAUCUGCAAGAUCUGCAGAAGUCCUCUUCCAGUAGCGUAAGAACAACAACCGAAGCGUUUAAAGUGGUUGGAAGUGUCUUAUAUUUCACUACAUUCAGUGUUGAUAAACUUGGACAGCCUCUGGUGAAUGAAAACCCCCAGCUGACAGAUGGAUGGGAUGUUCCAACCUAUCACCAGGUUUUUAACCAAGUCGUUGGCACAGAUGGGCAGGAUAUAGAAAUGAAAGACAAAAGACCCAAAUCAAUGUGUUUCAACUGUGGUUUGAGUGGUCAUCAGCUGAGAGACUGUCCCAAGCCUAAAGACAUGGCUGCAAUUAAUGAGAGAAGGAAGGAGUUUAAUCAGAACAACAACCAGGCCAUGCAGAGUAACCAGCGAUACCAUGCUGAUGAAGUGGAGGAGCGGUUUGCUAAAUACAAGCCUGGAGUCAUGAGUGAGGAUCUGUUGACAGCGCUGGGAAUUGAUGGAAACACCCUCCCACCUCUAAUUUAUCGCAUGAGGCAGUUAGGCUAUCCACCAGGUUGGCUCAAAGAGGCAGAGAUGGAAAACUCUGGCUUAACAAUGUAUGAUGGAAAUGUUUCAAAUGAUGGUAAAAUAACAGACGAUACCAAUUCGCAAAACAUCUCUUAUGAUGUUUCCAAACUGGUAGAUUUCCCAGGCUUCAAUGUAACUGCAUCACACAACAUGAAAGAUGAGUUCAUGCAGUAUGGUUCUAUUCCAAUGCAGACCAACCACAUGAAGCAAAACUAUGCAGCUUACCUGUCCAACAACUUCCCUAUGCCUGGUGCCACCUGCAACAAGAGACGGCAUGAAUCUGAAUCAUCUCCACAGCAAAGGAAGAAGACGAGGUCCAGUCCGGAUCGGAACUCUGAUAGAAGCUCGGACAUGGAUAUUGAAUCAGACCCAGGAACACCUUAUAAGCAUGGCCCAGGUGACUUCCAGUUCCAACCUCCGAUGCCCCCUGGCUCCCCGUGCUUCAGUUCACCGCCUCCUUUACCCCAGGGCACUCCACCUGCUACACCCACUCCCCCACCUCUACCUAAAGGUACUCCUCCUCCCACACCUACCAACGGCUCUCCAGCUCUGCGGGGGAGUAACUGGGUAGUAGUUGAUGAGACUGUGGAUGGAACAGAGGAUGAAUUGUCAUUGGAGGAACUGGAGGAGCAGCAGAGGCUGAUUUGGGCAGCUCUAGAAAAUGCUGACACUGCCACGAAUAGUGAAUCUGAGACACCUGCAGUGGGAACACCUGUACCCAGUUCACCAAGUGUGUCCACACCUGUGCAUGUCGACACAGAAACGGAGGAGGUUGAAGAAACGAUGGACACAACAAGACCUGCAGAAACUUGCCAUAGCAGUGAAAAUCAAAGUGAACCAGGGGUUCAAGAGAUUUGCUCUCAGAGCCCUGGUCUGAUCAAAGCCCAAGACGACAGCCCCCAGAGCCCUGGUCCAGUCAAAGCCCAAGACGAGAGCCCCCAGAGCCCUGGUCCAGUCAAAGCCCAAGACGAGAGCCCCCAGAGCCCUGGUCCAGUCAAAGCCCAAGACGAGAGCCCCCAGAGUCCUGGUCCGAUCAAAACCCAAGAUGAGAGCCCCCGGAGUCCUGGUCCGAUCAAACGCCAGGAAGGCAACCCCCAGAGCCCUGAUCUAGAUUUCUCUAAUGGAGCAGCUGGAGAUUGUGCUUCUCCUAUGCAUGACGAGAAGAUAACAGCUGUUCCUCAUCGUAGCAGGUUUGCAGCUGGCAUCGUUCCGUUUGAAGAUACACCAGAGUACACUGAAGUUGCUGAAGCCACAGGGACAUACCUUAGGAUCAGAGACUUGCUUAAAAGUUCCCCUCGAAGUUUAGCAAAAAAAAAAUAACAAUGUACUGUCUUCAUUUGGAACACAAGGGUAAACUGAUAUUUUUUAAACAAACUUCUAUUUUCAUGACCAUCCUAUCAAGCAUGUUUUUAGCUGUUUAUUUUUUGUACCAAGUUGAAUGUCUAUGCUGUGUAUAUACAUUUGAUCUGUAAACGUACAAAGGAAGGGACAUCAAGGGAUGCUGCAACAACAAUAAUUUUUAAGUUUUGAUCAAUAAGUCUCAGUUUUUUGUAACAGUUGUUACUCAUGCUGUUUAUUUUAUUGUAAAAUUUGUGAAAUGGUAAUUUCUUGACCUACCUGUAAUAAUUUUAAUACCAUGAUGUUAAAAUGGCCUUUUUCUAUUUUCGUUCUACUUAAAUUGCUUAAAACCCUUAAGUAAACAUGCUUUCACUUG